Molecule: messenger RNA, 2991 nt
Organism: Sphaeramia orbicularis (orbiculate cardinalfish)
Lineage: Eukaryota; Metazoa; Chordata; Actinopteri; Kurtiformes; Apogonidae
Gene: exoc3l4
Product: exocyst complex component 3-like 4
Exons: 13
Coding region: 99-2453 (784 amino acids)
Biological process (GO): base-excision repair; exocyst localization; exocytosis
Cellular component (GO): exocyst
Molecular function (GO): DNA N-glycosylase activity; zinc ion binding; DNA-(apurinic or apyrimidinic site) endonuclease activity
Source: RefSeq, a predicted model, not a curated record
ACCUAACCUGUACAUUUCAGUCCCAGUCCCUCCUCAGAGCGCUGUUACCGUCUUCUUCUGUGGUGUUUUCUCACAGCUGGACGAUAUUACUGGACGAGAUGUCUGUGAUGAUGGACCGACCCGUUGAAAGUGCAGACGAGGACCGAGCCUCCCUCAAAAGCAACGGGAAGACGUCGACCGAUGGCGCCGUGAAGGAGACGCUGGGCAUGUUGCAAACGUUCCGGAGGAGCAUUCGGCGUGCAUCCGGAGGAAAGGGGUCAAAGGUCACGCCCAAAGCAGACACAGCUGGCAACGAAUUGGCAAGUCCGCAGCCGCCGCCGUCACCCAGUCUGAGUAUUCGCUCUGCUGUGACCUCUCCUCUGAAGAACAUGUUAAAGAAAAAAGACGAACCAGAGUCUCCGACACAGAAAAACAAAGCUCUGUCUCGUUCUAACACAGAGCCAAACAUUGGAAACUUCCUACAAAGAGGAGCUUCCAUUCGUCGCAGCCUUUUUGGUCCAAAGAAAGAGAAAAACAAACAGGAGCUCGUUCCGCUGUCUGAGGGCUCAGCGGAGGAGAAGAAGGCGGAGAAAGAGGAGGAAGAAGAAGAGGAGGAGGCGCAAGAGGAGAUGGAGGAGAUGUACAUCCUGCCAGAAAUCCCACACACUCCUCUGUCAGUGAUGCAGAUAAAUAAGCUGAUUGAGAUGGAGGUCCUGGAGGAGGCCCACCUGAACCUCCUGGCUUUACGGCAGGAGUUCCAGCGGGAGCAGGAGCAGUUUGGAGACGACUCCCCCAUGGAACUGUCCAAGAAGGAGAAAGACCUGAACCUGCUCUACGGAGAGCUGAGGAACAAACUGGCCGACAUAGUGCGCGACUCCAACUCCCUCCCCUCCAGAAACAAGGCUCUCCUGGUCCACGUGGCCCGCAUCAUCCAGGAGGAGGAGAAGAGGGCGGAGGAGCCGGGCGGACUUCCCAACAGCUGGAAGGAGGCAUGGAGGCGGGCGGUGGACGACGGCGUCUGGGUGAAGGUACGCGGCGUUCACCUGGAGAAGAGGGAGCAGAACGUCUCCUGGCUGGCGGUCCACCUGGGUCUGCUGGGGAAGACCAUCGUGGAGGACUUGGAGAACGUCAGGAGGGAGCUGAAGUGGUCCUACCCCCCCAGCUUCAACGUCUUCAGCACCUACGUCAACAGUUACCACCGCGUCAUCGGGCAGCACCUGAAGACGCUGGAGCAGCAGGCGACAGAGCUGAAGGACCUGCACGCUCUGCUGGACUGGAUCCUAAACCGCUACAAGAGCGAGAGGAUCAUGGGAAGUUUGUGUCUGCAGGCGGACAUGAAGGAUGAGAGUAGUGACCCGCAGCUGGAGGACGGCUUCCUGAAGAGACUGAAGGAGAAGUACUGCUGCAGAGUGAGGGAGGACAUGCGCUGUUCACUGGAUAAACUCAUCGAACUUGAAUAUGAGGACUUUUGGAAGGACAGGAAAAAUCCAGAGAAAGAAGAUGACGUCCUCAACUCUGACUUUCACAUGGACAUCUGGACGAAAGUGAAAGGAAGCAUCAACGCCUCCAGACAAAUGGAUGCUCAGCUGGAACCGGACGUCACCUCUGCUUGUCUCCUAGAGCUGAUACAGUUUCCAAAAAGAUUUGAGUCAGAGUUCAGACUUCACUGCGGAGCCCUCAGACCACAGCCUCUGUGGACCGAGUAUCAGAUCACAUACAUCAACAGCUUCACUGCUUUACAGCAGCACAUGGACGAGUACCGGGCCACGUGUCCGGUCCAGGUGGAGGAGUUCAGUAAAGAGGUGAAAUGGCUGAACGUCCGACUGCUUCAGGACCUGGAGGACCAGUUCAAAGAAGAUGUCAAGCUGUACCUGAGGAGAAUGAUGACGAGGAAGUGGCUGACUAACGAGGAGGACUUCGACAAGCUUUAUGAUCGGACCGAGCUGCUUUCCCAGCACUGCGCUCUAAUGCGACCUCCAAACGUCCAGGAGUUUGCGAGUCGAUUGCACUACCACGUGGUGAAGGAAUACAUCGGCCAGCUGAUGAAAAGCAACUACUCAUGCAAGAACAGGAAGCACGAGAAGGCGGCGAACAAGAUCCGUAUGCAGUGGAAUUACCUCCAGGAUCUAUUUAAGAACAUGAAGUCGACUCAUGAGUGGCUGUAUCCUGUAGGAGAUGACCUGUGUGACAUUAUCGGACAGAAAAACACCACAGACAUAAAGGAGCAUCUGCAGGCUUUAGUGGAGGGUUACCCAGACUUUAGCAGAAAACAUCUGGUCGCUGUCCUGUAUUUCCGAGGUCUUCUGCGAGGACGUGAACACCAGCUGAUCCUCCAGAGACUCAGCGAACUGAAGAAGAACCAGGUCGGCGACAAAAGCCGCCUUUUAUUCGACGACAUGCAGGUCACGGUCAACACAGACUGUCUGUCCAACCUGCCCUUCUCCUGCCUCAGCUUCCUACUGCCGGACAACUAGUGGACAACCAACUGACCAGAUGGGACAGAAAACACACAAAUACAGACGGUUUUCACAACUGACGUGACAGUUUUACUCCUAAAAAUAUCACCAAAGGGACAAAUGUACCUCAACUACCCAGGAUGAAUUCACAAAAGAUGCAACAUCAGACUCUUCUGUGAUUUUAUGUAUAUUUCUGGUAAAAUUCUGCAAAACUGACCAAAACCACAAUGAACUGAUCUCCUUUAAAGUCAUUUUUGGUCUUUUUCUGUGUCUCCAGAAAUGAUUAAAAACAAAUCAAAGUUGUAGGUAUCCACACAUUAUUUCAUUUUGUUUGAUUAGUAAGUUCUGCAGCUGUUUUGGAAAAUACCUGAUUAACAUUAACAUUUUAUUAAAUCUAGCUGCAUAUUUAUGAAAUGUUUGGAGAGGUUUUUAUCCUCAAUGGGAACCAGUGGAUGCAAAGCUCACAAUCAGUAAAAAAAAACAGUAAAAAAAAAAAAAAAGAACCAUUGCGAAAUAAAGUGAACUGUUAAAGACUCAUAAAACAGAGUAAACUGUU